AGAGCGAUUUAUUAUACUUUGAUGCAACACCUACAUCCCCAUAUUAUACCUUGCGUUUUGGAUGCUCCUAAGGGUAUAUUCAUGCACCGCUUGGCAAUGACCCUUGAUGAUCGUCUAGCCAAACAGAUUCUCUCGGGGCUCAAGAAACGAGGCGGCAGGCAACUAUCAAGCACAAUACCCUGGCUUGUGCAUCUCAGCUAUGUCUAUGGUGACCUGCGGUUAGCAAAUAAUUUCCUUACAUGGGAAGAGGUAGUUAAAUCGGGACAUUUUGACUGUGCAGUCAAGAUAGGGGAAAGGCUUGUAGUUUUAACUGUUUUAUUCGGCAAAUUAUAUUCAAGGUAG
Ilyonectria robusta is the source of this 342-nucleotide messenger RNA. RefSeq lists its product as uncharacterized. The annotation marks the transcript as partial. The transcript has a single exon. NCBI's taxonomy places the organism in Eukaryota, Fungi, Ascomycota, Sordariomycetes, Hypocreales, Nectriaceae. The record is from RefSeq and is a predicted model, not a curated record.